Molecule: messenger RNA, 1167 nt
Organism: Fonsecaea monophora
Lineage: Eukaryota; Fungi; Ascomycota; Eurotiomycetes; Chaetothyriales; Herpotrichiellaceae
Exons: 6
Coding region: 1-1167 (388 amino acids)
Source: RefSeq, a predicted model, not a curated record
AUGCGAAUGUUCCUCCAUGAGCUGUGUCCGUUGCUAACAUGGCUCCAGGAAACCGAUACCAUCCGACCUGAAGGGUAUGGCGAUGACUCGUAUAGAGACUAUGACAAGACGAAAGAGAAACCAAAACGGGAUGAGAGCAAGGCUGCCAAGAAAGGGAUCAAAGCGAAGGCCUUGGGCUGGGCCAAGAAAGGCUGGUCUCGGAUUCAUGGCGAUGGGGAAAGCAGUACCGAGACUGGAAGUCUGGAGCAACGAGCUAUAAGUCGCCAUCUCCAGCAGCAGAAACAUGAUAGAAAGGUACCGGAGGAGGAAAACACCGACGUCCGCGCCCUCGAGUGUGCAGUCAGAGGAUGGCCGAGAAUAGCGACCGUCGUCGACAGCGAUCCCAACUUUAUGAUCUAUCGCCGAUUCGGAUUCCUGAGAACGCGGCUGCUGUUGUGGCAUCAAGACAUCCUCCGAGAAAUGGAGUCCCGGCUCGAUUACCAGGACAUGCAGGACGCCAGGUCAGCGAAGACACGACGAUACCUGUCGAACCGGGACGGCGACGACAUGCGGACCCCAGCCGUGCGUCGGGUCUUGUUCCAGGAGCUCGACGCGCAACUGAAGGCUUACGACGAUCUUUUGGUGCGCUCCGCAACACUGUAUCAGUGGCAGAGACCUUGCGACGAAGACCGCGCGAGCAUCGCCAGUCUGAUCCACAAUGAUGGGAGCCUCGCAAACAGGGACCGCAGCUGGAUCAGGAAGAUCGACGACCUGAUCGUGCUCGGUGGAGAGCCAAACUCUUCCUGGGUCCAUGGCCUGUGCUUGUUACGCAACAAAGUCCAGAACCGGAAGCUCGAGGGUUCGACCAUCCAUAUCCAGCUGUUUGAGAGACAGCGAUUCAACCGGGUCGUCGGGUUCCUGUACACCAUCGCCAUUGCGGCCCUGAUCAUGGGCCCAGUCCUGGUCCUCUACAGGUUGAGACACCUCGACGGGUACGCGCAGAACUCGUUGGCGUUUGCCUUUACCAUCGCGUUCGCAUUGCUCUGCUCCACGGCGACGGCUGCGAAGCAGCACGAAAUCUUUGCGGUGACUGCGGCUUAUUGCGCCGUCCUUGUAGUCUUCACCUCUCAGAACACGAAUGGUGAUGCACAGACUCUGCCCAUGACGGUUCCACAGUCAUCUUCAUGA